Trichomycterus rosablanca is the source of this 4492-nucleotide messenger RNA. Its product is annotated as zinc finger MYM-type protein 4. Gene Ontology annotation, molecular function: zinc ion binding. The transcript is spliced from 28 exons. Bases 241 to 4287 code for a protein of 1348 amino acids. NCBI's taxonomy places the organism in Eukaryota, Metazoa, Chordata, Actinopteri, Siluriformes, Trichomycteridae. The record is from RefSeq and is a predicted model, not a curated record.
UUUAUGAUUUCCAGAAGUUAAUAAGAACCGGUGCAUAUAUUUGCGAGGUUAUUUGGAAGUUUUGUCAAAAACAGCUGUUUGCUUUUGACUACUGAGUUUGUCUGCUAGCUUGUUAACCGCUAGCCAUAAAUGCUACAUAGAGGGAUGCUAAUAUAACUGACCAUCAGCUUUGCCGACGAGGGAGGUCCCAGACAGCCGAAGCAGCCAUCAGGUGCCGAAUUUGCAGCGUCUGACAGACCGAUGGAAGAGGACGAGCUGGACGGACUUCCUGUUUUCGGGGCGGAUGAAGAAGAGUGCGAUAUGGAGACCAGUUCCACUCCGAAAGACGAGAGAUCCGGCGGGAAAGACGCAGAUAAAAAUGUGCCACGAUCUCAGACGGGUGAAGGAACAUCCAAAACCGCUGCCAGUGCACCGUCGCAGGACCCGGCCGGAGGAGGUCGAGAGGAGAGACCGGCUUCACCUUUAAUAAACAUUAAGGACGAGCCUAUAGACGAGGGCUACGAUAAAGCUCUGCUCAGCUCCGGCCAGUCGGACAGCAGCCGGGUUAAAGAGGAGCUGGAGAACGGAGAUCAGGAGUCGGCUCCUCCAGAUGAACUGAGGAUCAGCUCCGUCUUCUCCGUCCGAGGGAACAGCGAAGCCAUCUCUGCUGCUCCUGUUGCCCCUCAGGCACCUCAGUUUGCCACCAUAACCCAGCCGGCGUCGGUCAUCAGAACCCCUAUAGUCCUGCAGGCCCAGAUGCCGCCUCAGUUUCACGCUCACCUCCAGCUCCAACCCAAGACCCUGGCCCAGCUUCAACCGCAUCUUCAAGCCCAGCUCCAGGCGCAGCUUCAGAGCCAGCUCCAGCCUCAGCUUCAGCUCCAGGCGCAGCUCCAGGCUCGCCUCCAAACCCAGCUCCAGGCCCAGUUUCAAACCCAGCUUCAGCCCGCUCAGCAAGCGCUGCUCCAGCGUCCACCCCAACCUUCCCUCCAGCCCUCGCCCAAACCCCAGAUCCAUCCUCAGACCCAACCCCAGCUUCCGGCGCCGGCCGCUCAGAUGGUGCGCAUCUGCUGCUCGGGCUGCUCCAAGGUCCUGCAGAAGGGUCAGACGGCGUUCCAGAAGAAAGGCUCCAAUCAGCUCUUCUGCUCCACCGUGUGUCUCACGGGCUUCACGCUGCCCCCGGCGCCCAUCGUGGUGCCCAGGAAAACCUGCCACCUGUGCCUCAAGGCGAUCGCAAACCUGAAGGACCUGAUCACCGUUCCCAUCGACUCCUCCAACACCCUGAAGGAGUUCUGCAGCUUGUCGUGUCUGAGCAUCUACAAGUCCAGAGUGGAAGGCUUAUCCAAGGACGUGGUCAGAUGCUCCAUGUGCAGGAGUCCCAAAGAGAUUCUGCACGAGGUGAAUCACCAGGGCGUGGUGCACCGUCUCUGCAGCGACGACUGUUUCCUGCGCUUCCGCUCCUCCAAGCGGAUCUCCAUGAGCUGCUGUGAGAGCUGCAGUAACUGCACGGUGACGGGGAACUAUCACCUGGUUCAGGUGGACGACGCCAUCAAGAAGUUCUGCAGCCCCGCGUGCAUCAACGCCUACAAACAGAAGAGUGGGAAGCGGGUUCAAUGCCCCAGCUGUCAGGAUCUCAAAGCUAUAGACCAGAUGUUGGAAGGGACCAAUGCGCAGGGGGUCAUCGAGUUCUUCUGCUCGGCCAGAUGUGUAGCUAACAGCCAGGCCUCCUGCACGCUCUCAGGUGCUUCGUUCCCCUGCACAAACUGCCAAAAGUUAGCCGUACCCCAGUAUCACCUGGCGAUGCCCGACGGAUCCAUACGCAACUUCUGCACCUACGAGUGUGUUGCCAAAUUCCAGGAGAGGGUGCAGAGAUCCGCCCAGAUGAACGGAGCGUCCCACGCCGCCCCCAAUCCGGCGCCGCAUCCUUCGUCUGCUCAGCUGUUCGCCUCGCAUCGACACUCCACCCAGCCGCCCGCGCCCGCGCCCACGCCCACGCCCCGCCCGUCCAGCUCUCACGAGUCCGUCAGACUGAGCUGCAAACAGUGCCAGAAGCAGUUCUGCUCCAAACCCGAGCUGCUCCAGCUGAAGAACCACGCCGGCGUUUUCUGCUCGCGACUGUGUUGCGACGCCUACAAGAGGGAAAAGGAGGUGAAGGCGGCGUGCGAGUACUGCAGGGAGGAGAAGGUGGUCAAGGACGUGGUGGUGUACGACAGGAAGCCGCUCAACUUCUGCUGUGAAGGCUGCAAACUGCUCUACAAGCACAACUACACCAAAAAGCACGGCGGUCAGUGCAGGGUCUGCGCCUACUGCUGCAACGUCACCCACCGCACCCUCCAGAACCACUUCGGGGGGAAGCUGGAGGAGUUCUGCAGCCAGGAGUGCAUGUCACUCCACACCGUGCUCUUCUACGAGAUGGCGAAGUGCCACGGCUGUAAGAACCAAGGGGCGCUCAAGGAGAGCCUGAGGUGGGACGGGACGGUCCGCCACUUCUGUAACCUGCCCUGUUUACUGCAGUUCUGCGCCAAGAACGUGGUCCACCAUCAGCCGAGCACCAACGGUAUAACGUCGGCUGCCACCUCUCUGUGUAAAGACAUGCCCAUCAUAGGUGGCGUGGUGUCUCUGGCAUCGGCGCUGGCUGGUAACACCGCUAUCACAGGAGCUCUUCCUACCUCGGACGCCAGCUCCAAAAUCAACGACGACGCGAGCACACAGACCGACGCGGCCGUGAACUCUGACGCUCAGCAGAGGCGGAUGAUGAAGAAUAAAGCCAUCAUGUGCAGACCCAUCACUGAAGAGCAGCUCACCCAGUGCCAGCUUGAGUCUUCAAAACCCCUGGGAGAAACUGUGAUUGAUGAAAACGGAGACAGAGUGAAGCUGGUGCCGGUGCCCAUCCCCGUCCCUACACCCGUCUUCAUUCCGGUGCCUGUGCACUUAUACACCCAGUACACACCGGUGCCGCUGGGACUCCCUCUGCCCAUACCCGUGCCCGUGGUCGUCUCGGCUUCCCAGGAGGCCCAAGCGGCUGCCGUGAAAGACGACGUUCCCUCACGAAGCUCGGUGGAGAAAGAGGACGUGGAAAAGAGCAAACGCAGGCCCGCGUCUCAUGAAGACCAAGGCAGGACCUACAGCGGCGGUCUAGAAUCGGAGGCCACGUCUACACCCUUAAGUCGGGCGGACGCCAAGCCGCCGGUCCCCACGCCCGAGUCCGAGGGACGUAAGGGUGGUCUGAAAACGUCCACGUCCAGCCUGCUCGAUCUGGAAAAGGACAUUUCUCUCGAGUCACACGAUCACGAAGCACCGAGGGAGCAGAAAGCGCCGCUGAAACGACGCAAGCGAGGACGGAAGAGGCGCUCGGUGACGGACGCGGCGAGCGGCGUGGUUGCCUCUCCGCCCGGUUCCAGGCUGCACCACACGUACGGAGUGAAGGCCUGGUCCGGCUGGGUGCGCUGGAGAUCUCAGCAGGCCGACGCGAGUUCUCUCAGUGUGAAGGAGAACGUGUUGAACUGCAGCUCUGAAGAGCUCGGCGACGCUCUGUGCCAUUUCGUCGGCGAAGUUCGGAGGCCGAACGGCCAGACGUACGCACCCGACAGCGUCUACUACCUGUGCCUGGGUAUUCAGCAGCACCUUCUCCAAAAGGGACGGGCGGAGAACAUCUUCAUGGAUCCUCCGUUUAAUCGCUUCGCGACGGACAUCACGCGGCUGAUCAGAGACUGGGAGCGAACCCUCACUCCAGCCGGCUUCGCUCAGUCCCGUGUCGAGGAGUGUUUCCUGUGGGAGUGUAAGCAGCUGGGCGCUCUCUCUCCUCCGGUGCUCCUCAACACGCUGCUCCUCUUCGGCGUGAAGCACCUGAACCUGAGGACGGUGGAGCAGCACCAGCAGCUCUCCUUCUCCUGCAUCAGCCGCUCCUCCAGGAGCACCAAGCUGGGCGAGCUGUCCUACCUCAGGCUCGCCUUCAGCGCCAAACAUCAGGAGCAGAGGAGAGCGAUGCUUGGGAAGAGGAAGCGGGACGAAGCGGAGGAGAACACCGAGGGUUCCGAGAUGCCCGAGAACACCGAGGACCCCCGGCGCUGUCCGGUCCGGCUGUACGAGUUCUACCUGUCCAAAUGUCCCGACUCGGUGAAGGAGCGCCCGGAUGUUUUCUACCUGCAGCCCGAGAGCUCGUUCCAGCCCGGCAGCGACGUGUGGUUUUCCGAUCGGCCCCUAGAGGGCGGCGUACUGGACAGCAUGCUGACGCGAGUCCUGGCCGUCCGCGACGUCCAUCUGGAUCCCAGGCAGCACAAGCCGGGCUCCUCGGAGGAGGACGGCACGUAACCGACCGGGAGACGCAGAUCAUCUCCUGAAGGAACGUCCUCAGAUAUGGACCCAGAUCAGUCUCCUCCUCCUCCUCUCGUACCCUGGUACACGGGGGGUCUGUGAGGUGGAGCUGCAUGACGUGGUGAAGUAGAACUAGUUUGACGUGGUGUCCAUUUAUUUUUGCUCUUCAAAUGAUUAAUAAAUCUCACACAGCAAACAGCAA